Molecule: messenger RNA, 1827 nt
Organism: Zootoca vivipara (common lizard)
Lineage: Eukaryota; Metazoa; Chordata; Lepidosauria; Squamata; Lacertidae
Gene: BAG2
Product: BAG cochaperone 2
Biological process (GO): protein stabilization
Molecular function (GO): adenyl-nucleotide exchange factor activity; protein-folding chaperone binding
Source: RefSeq, a predicted model, not a curated record
AAGGGAGAACAACUUGACAGCCAUGCCACAGGCAGGUGAGCGCGCCCUAAACCCCGUUUCCAGUGCGGCGGCGACCAGCAGGCAAGGAUAGAACGCGGUGGGUUCUGCGAGGCGGCAGCGCCUCUGAACAUGUGCAGAGCGCUUCCCGCCCCCUCCGCGGGCAGGGGCGGGGUGGGCCCCUCUUCUCCUAAGGGAGGGGGCGGCUCGCCUCCUCCUUUGGCGGCGCGUCGGGUGUCAGCCCUGCUGCAGUCUGCCUGCCUGCGGGGACGCUCUGCAGGCAAGCGGCGGGCGGGGAAGAAGCAGCGGGCGUCUUGGCUCUCUCGGCCUGCCAUGGCCCAGGCCAAGAUCAGCAGCUCCAGGAGCAGCUCCAGCGUCGCCGAAGCCGGCGGCCAGCAGCAAGCGAGUGGGGGGCAGCUGCGGGGCCGCUUCUUCCGCUCCACCUCCAUGGCGGACCGAUCCAGCCGCCUGCUCGAGUGCCUGGACCAGCUGGAGAGGAGGGUUGAAGCUUUGCGCGAUACAGCAUCUUCAAUGGAGCAGGAAAAGGAAUCACUUCUAGAAAUGAUCCAUGGCAUACAAAACAGCCAGGAUAUGAGGAGCAUUAGUGAAGGUGAAAGGGAAGAACUCAGUCUGACUGCUAAACGCUUGAUGGGCAGAACCCUCACGGUGGAGGUUUCAGUAGAAACCAUCCGAAAUCCCCAGCAGCAAGAGUCCCUAUUACAUGCCACACGGAUGAUCGAUGAAAUAGUUGGCAAACUAUUGGAUGAUUUGGAAGACUCCAAGAGCCGCUUAAUGUCGCUUUAUGGUGCUUGUACAUCUGAAGUGCCAGCUGCACCUGUGAACCAAAAAUUCCAGUCUGUUGUAAUUGGAUGCGCGAUAGAAGAUCAGAAGAAAAUCAAAAGACGGCUAGAGACUCUUCUCAGAAACAUAGAAAACUCUGAAAAAUCUAUCAUGCUUUUGGAGCACCAUAAAUCCACCGCAAGGCACCUCUGCAACAAUGGGAAAGAUUAAAAGCUGUGGGAGAGUUACUAUAAGAAUAAAUAGUUUCAUAAAGUAAGCGAAAUCAAAUAAAUCGAAGAAUUGCUGCUUCCCUGGAAUUUGGGGGGAGGGAGGAGAGCAACACCAGAGGACCUUGCAUUGUCUAUAUGUAGCCCUUAAACCAACCCUUGGGCGUUCAGAGCACAGAGGCAUAGCUAGAAGGGAAGCUUGGAAAAAUUCCCUUACUUUACCUUCAGUGAGAAGGCUACCAAUUAAAAAAAUGGGCUCAUAUGAAGCGCUUACUCACUCUGUGGCAGAUACAGGAUUAAGCAGCUAUAGGACUAUAGAAGCACAUGUACACCCAGCAGUUUUCAAUCCAUUGUUUUUCUUCCCACAAAGUUAUCCAGUCUAUUUUACUCUGUGUGGGGAAUAUUAGCGUGCUGGAUACUAAUAGGUAACUAUGGCCAUAUUUGAUAUCAGUAUUAAAAUGUAGCCAUUUGAUGAUGUCCCAAUGAUUUAACUUUUCAUAAGCUGUAUUUGGUUUGCUCCCGUACAGUUAACUGUUUUAGUAUUUUGAUACUUCUGUUAUUUAAAAAAAACACCCUCCGCGGAAUUCCAGAAGCUCCUCAAUCCGUGUUUUGCUCUGUUCUCUAGAAAGCUUCAGUGUCUACCAUCAUGUGCAAAUAUGUCACGUAGCACACUUCCUUUCCCCUCUCUCUCACACACAAACAAAAAAGGCAGGUAAAUGAACAUCGCAUAGGGAGAGGAUUCUGGAAAUUGCUGCAGUAGAUGCGAAGAAAACGAUGUGCACUUUUUUCUUGCUGAGAAUUAAUAAAAGUAGAUUGCACUCUA